Messenger RNA from Triplophysa dalaica, 2191 nucleotides. It is a transcript of the gene dnaja3b, whose product is annotated as DnaJ heat shock protein family (Hsp40) member A3b. Gene Ontology annotation, cellular component: mitochondrion. The coding region runs from base 12 to 1427 and encodes 471 amino acids. NCBI's taxonomy places the organism in Eukaryota, Metazoa, Chordata, Actinopteri, Cypriniformes, Nemacheilidae. Gene Ontology annotation, molecular function: heat shock protein binding; protein kinase binding; ATP binding. The transcript has 12 exons. The record is from RefSeq and is a predicted model, not a curated record. Gene Ontology annotation, biological process: mitochondrion organization; response to heat; negative regulation of apoptotic process.
GCAGCGGGAAUAUGGCUGCUUCCAGAGUUCGCUGCGUUGGGCGCUCGCUGUCAGCUGGAUUACAUGGAUUUCGCAGCACGUGUACACUUUUAAAGUCGCCUAGACACGGAGAUAUUUCGGCUUUGACAGUUUGUCGGACUCGCAGUUAUAUAACGAGGGGCAGUUUAAGCUGCUGGAGGCAUGGCAGAGGUGUGACAUUGAAGGGGCCAUCAGAGUUGAAGAGCCACUUCCACACCACCUCUGUAAAUCAUCAGCAGGACUUCUAUGAGAUUCUUGGGGUUCCUCGGACAGCCACGCAGAAAGACAUUAAGAAAGCGUACUACCAGUUAGCCAAGAAGUACCACCCGGACACAAACCCAGAUGACCCCCAAGCAAAAGGGAAGUUUGCCCAGCUCGCAGAGGCAUAUGAGACCCUCAGUGAUGAGCUUAAAAGGAAGCAGUAUGACACUUACGGUUCUGCUGGUCCGAGCUCCAGUGGGGCGGGGCAGCAGCAGUACUGGAGAAGCGGGACAACCGUGGACCCCGAAGAGCUGUUCAGAAAGAUCUUUGGAGAGUUUACGGGAGGGCGUGGCUUCGGAGACCUCAACUCCAUGUUUGAACAGACACCUGAAUUUGUGAUGGAGCUGACGUUCAUGCAGGCUGCUAAGGGCGUGAAUAAAGAGAUCACGGUGAACCUAGACGAUAGCUGUCCGCGCUGUGAUGGAAAAGGUCAUGAACCAGGAACUAAAGUCUCACAUUGUCACUAUUGCAAUGGGACAGGCAUGGAGUCUACAAACACCGGACCCUUCAUGAUGCGCUCUACGUGUAGGCGAUGUGGGGGGCGGGGCUCUAUCAUCAUCACACCUUGCAUCAUGUGCAGAGCAACAGGACAAACCAAGCAGAAACAAACCGUUGUGGUGCCCGUACCUGCAGGUAUUGAAGACGGGCAGAUGGUAAAAGUGCCGGUUGGGAAGAAGUACAUGUAUGUCACAUUCAGAGUCCAAAAGAGUCCAGUAUUUCGUCGUAAUGGACCUGAUGUCCACUCUGAUGUGAUGAUUUCAGUAGCCCAGGCCAUUCUGGGGGGUGCAGCUAGAGCACAGGGCUUGUACAGCACCAUUGACAUUGCGAUUCCUCCAGGCAUUCAAACAGACCAGAAGAUCAGACUGGCUGGAAAAGGCAUUCCACGCAUUAAUAGCUAUGGUUACGGAGACCAUUACGUACAUAUCAAAAUCAAAAUUCCCAAGAAGCUGACACAGAGGCAGAGAAUGCUGCUGAUAAGUUAUGCCGAAGACGAAAUGGACAUGGAGGGAAGUGUUGAUGGAGUAACCAAACCAGCCGCAGGUAGCUCUCAGACCGGACAGACCUCAGAAUCGGCGCAGAAUAAAGAGGAAGAGCCAGAGAAAGAGGAAGGUGGAUUUUUCUCUAAAUUGAAAAAGAUGUUCUCAUGAAGAGAGAAGGAACGAAGGUUAAAGAUCUUCAUGGCAUUAAACAUUUGGGGUGUAUGUCUCAUCCCUUUGGUUGGACAAAUGGAAAGAAGUACAGUAUGUGGAACAGCAAAAACACAAUCCCCCAGUAGAGGACAUCUCGGUCAAUUCUGAGAGGAAGUUCUGAAUCGUCCCUAUUCUGGCCCAUUUAAAAUUAGGGAUUGGAAGUGGAGGGAAACCAAUAUUCCACCAGUUCUCAACCUAAUGAAGACACAACCCAGGCCUCUGUGCUGAAUGUGUGCUAUUCGCUGUGAGGUGAUGUUUUUGUGGCGGAUACCUGAUCAUUUUGCUAACAAAUAUCUGUUUUAAUAUAUACUUUGUGUUCGUAACUCACUGUCAAGCAGACAUGCUGUCACAGAAGCAAGCAAUAAAGUUCAAGAGGAUGUAUUUUUGAGGCAGUUUUGAAGAACUUUGUGACGCAUAUUGUACAGCAGCACCUUCCUGAAGGAAUGUAACUUCAAUUCAGAGACUUUUAAGACUCCUAAGAUAAAUUAUGUCCCACUAAAUGAUGCUGUGGGCAUUAACCAUCUCGAGCUGUGGCAUCAAAUGCAGUAUAUGAAGAUAUGUAAGCCCACAAAAAGGUUAAUUAUAAAAACGUAAACAAUUAACUUACGUAAACGUACUAGAGUCAAGGAAGCAUCAAACCUUACCAGCCGAAAAAUGGUGCAUUUGACACGCUCUUGUUUCUCUGAUAUAAAAAAUAAAUAAACGCUACAUAUGAUAUUAAA